Molecule: messenger RNA, 2018 nt
Organism: Sesamum indicum (sesame)
Lineage: Eukaryota; Viridiplantae; Streptophyta; Magnoliopsida; Lamiales; Pedaliaceae
Product: Transducin/WD40 repeat-like superfamily protein
Cellular component (GO): nucleus
Molecular function (GO): protein binding; promoter-specific chromatin binding
Source: RefSeq, a predicted model, not a curated record
AGAAAAGCAAAAUAGAAAGAACAAGUCAAAUGGUAGAGGACAAUCUAACAAAAUAGGUGCUUGGUACAAUUCCCUCAGCACCUAAUGCAACACAAUUGUGCAGCUCUCCUCUUCCUCCAAUGAUCAGAGCUCCAAAUGAAAAGUGGAAACCGAAAACAAAGAAUCACUUCGGCUAUAUCUCUUCAAUCUGCACUCUCUCUCAUUCAUUUUCCCAACACAAAUUACAAUUUAUAAUCUUCAUCAACUAGAUGAAGAAGAGUUAAAAUUGAGUUGAUUUCUCAAUGGUCGAUCCUGCAGUCAACAGUAUCUCGCCGGGAAAGGACGAUCUGGAAUCGAAAAAUGAUGAAAAGAAAAAAGAAGGCGAGCAUUUAGAUCCAGAAUUCUUCAGCUGUUUGCUUCAGCCUUCGUCGCCAGAUUCCGAUCCCAAUUACAUCGGAAUCCGCCGCGUUCUCCUCUACCGCAAGGCUCAGGCCGGCGUUCUCCGCCGCAAGGACUGGAGAUGUAAUGGAAAAGGUUACGUGGCCUACCGAAAUUACUUAAACAGGCUGAGAAAUGGGGACAGUUUACAGACACCAAGCCGCCCAAGCACUCCCGGGCAGAGUGGACGAUGGGUACCAUCUCCAAGUCCACUCUCCCCAAACUUCGAGGCAGACAGCUGGAGUACAAGCAGGGACGUAAGAAGUUCUACCCGGGCACUGAGCCACCGCACAAGUUUCAGUUCUAAUGCAAGUGAUAUUGAGUACCCACGCAAAAAGGGUGAAUUUGCAUAUUCAUUUGUGGGGAUGCACUGCAUUUUUGACCAAUGCAAGACCAUGGUUACGGUCAUAAAGUUUGGGCACAUGAGUUCGGAUCUGCUUGCUUACGGAGCAUCAGAUGGAAGCUUGACUGUUUGCACUGUCUCUACACAACCAUCAAUCCUGCAUAAGUUAACAGGGCAUACAAAAGAUGUCACAGAUUUUGAUUUCUCCACAAACAAUCAGUACAUUGCAUCUUCGUCACUUGACAAGACGCUACGAGUAUGGGAUAUCUUAAAAGGCCUUUGCAUGAGGGUGAUUUAUGGUGUCUCUUCACAACUUUGCAUUCGCUUUCAUCCUGUGAACAACAAUUUCCUUUCAGUUGGCAACGGAAAUAAAGAGAUAAUGGUUUUCAAUUUUAGUACUGGCAGAGCUAUCCAAAAGUCAAAGUUUGAUAGUGAAGUGACGGCUAUGGACCAUGACCACACUGGUCAACUAAUAUUCUGUGGUGAUUCUCAGGGAUGUGUAUACACAGUUAGUAUGAACUCACACACUGGUGCCGUAUCUCGUUGCCAUCGAACUAAAUCCAAACACAAAUCUCCAGUCACUACCGUGCAGUACAGAACCUUUUCUUUGCUGGCAGGGGGGCCAGUGUUGCUGACUCUCAAUCGAGAUGGAAGUUUGUCUUUCUUCAGUGUUACUUUGGAGGUACAAGGUUAUUUGACACUUCGUUGUGCACUCAAAUUGGCGCCGCGUUUGCAUAACAUCCGUGCCUCUUUCUGCCCUUUGCUUUCCCUUGAGAAAGGAGAAUACAUAGUUGCUGGGAGUGAGGAUACAAAUGUCUACUUCUACGACUUAACAAAGCCAAGGCAUACAUGUGUAAACAAGUUGCAGGGUCAUAGCUAUCCAGUCAUAGGCAUCGCUUGGAACCACGGCGAGAACUUGUUGGCUUCUUCUGAUUUUGGUGGCACUGUCAUUGUAUGGAACAGAGCGAAGACAAAUUAAAAGAGGUCAUUCAAGGGACUGGGAUGGAUGCUGGAAGUGGAGUACCUCAAUUUCUUUUUUCUUUGUAUUCUUUUUGAUACUGCAAAAUACAAUGUCCGACACAGGAGUAGGAAGUCUUUCAACUAAGCAUGUCACUGUAUACUAAAACCCAAAGAUUAAGGAAAACAGAUUAUAGUUAGUAAAAAAUUUUGUUUAAACAUUCUUGUACCUAAUUCAAAAUAAGUAUGACAAAUAAUGACCAGAUACUUGCGAGUUAAGAACAAGUAUUUGCAUGGUCGA